GACCCUGCACUUUAGCGAGUACUCAGAUGGCUUCACCAACAAAACCCAGAUGGACACUGGAACAAGAGCUAGACUGCAUAGACCUAGACCCCUCCGAUUUCACCUCAUCACUGCCCCUCAAAAAGGUCCCAAACGGCGACAUAUACGAAGCCUCCCGUUGCGGCGACGUACCCCGAUUAAGCUACCUACUCGAAACUGGCGUCAACGUGAACGCCCGCGACCGGUGGGACUCGGUGGCGCUGUACUACGCUUGUCUAGCGGGGCAUUUGGAUGCUGCUAGAAUGUUGCUUGAAAAUGGAGCUAUUUGUUCAGAACAUACAUUUGAUGGAGAUAGAUGUCAUUAUGCUGCUUUGAAUUUGAAAGUUCGGAAGCUUUUGAAAGCUUUUGAAGCUAGGCCCCCUCCUUUGGGGGCUUUGCAGAGUGCUUUGAGGGACACUUUUUUGGGGUGUGUUGGUAAUAGAGUUUAUUUGGAACAAGCUGAAUUGGGUGGCUUUGAAAUUCCAGGUGUUUCGACCAAUGGGAUGUCCAACUCCAACCAUUUCCCUCCAGAUGUGGCCUUUUUCAUUCAAGGUAGGCCAAUUGAAGCUCACAGAGUGAUAUUAAGCGCUCGGUCACCAUUUUUUAAGAAGAAGUUUGAAACUGAUUGGAGAGACCGACGUGAAGUAAGAUUUGCAAAGGAAAAAUUGUCUUAUCCUGCUCUUUACAGCCUCAUUCACUUCUUCUAUUCUGACAGACUAGAGAUUGUAGUGGAUGACAUGGAAGAUCUUGUAAGAAUCUGCAAAGUGUGCAAAUGUGAAUCCCUACAGAGGAUCCUUGAGAAAGAACUGAUUCAUCAAAAAUAUGCAGAUUACAAAGCACUGAGAGAUGUAGACAACUCUCAGAAGCGGUAUAUCUUACAGGGUGCAUCGCUUCCUGAGGAAGACAGGCUUCCUGCUGCCUUGCAUGGCAUCCUGAAGACUUCCCUAGCAAAAUCCAGCCUGGUACAAAAUCUGGAUGGCAGUGUUGAUAGGUUAGCAUAUUCCUUUGGUGCUAUGCAGAUGAGUGAUUCUGUAGAGGAUCUUGCCGAUGUUUGUAUAAAAGUAGAUAAUAAGAUUUUUCGCUGCCAUCAAGUAAUUUUAGCAUCAAGGUCAGAGUACUUUAGAGCAAGAUUAUCCCGGAUGAAUGAUUUUCAUGAAGGGAAGGAUGGAUUGCCUAUUAAUAGUCUUCCAUGUCUAGUAGAACAUGAUUUGAGCAUGGAGACAUUGGAGAAAAUGUUGGAGUACAUGUAUACUGACAGUUUGAAGGAUAUAGACCCAGAUCAGGCAGAGGAGAUGUUUGAUGCUGCUUCGAGAUACCUUUUAUUUCCUCUUAAGCGUGCUGUAGCAGAUGUAUUGUUGCCACACCUGGAAAUGGUUUCACCCGCAGAAAUAUGUCAUUGGCUUGUUUUGGCAGACAUGUAUGGCGUCCUGAAGAUUCGAGAAUACUGUCUUGAUAUAAUAGCUAGUGACUUUGAGAUAUUUGCUGAUACCUGUGAAUUCCGUGCAAUGCUUCUAACGCUGCCUCCACCCUCCGGAGAUUCUUCACUCCGCACCACAGCUCCAAGUGCUCCAGGAGCUGCUAUAAACACAGACCAGGGAAAUCUUCUCGAUGAUUUGCGAGAGAAAUGGCUUGAAGCCGAGGCUGCUGAGCUUGACGAGAGAGAUGAGAGCGCAUUACUUUUCGACAAGCGCCUUGAGAUGCUUAUGAUUGUGGCAGAGAAAGAGAAGUCUGAAGAACCUAACUAUGGUACAGAAGACUGAUCGUCACAAAAUGUACGUUGAUUGGUUGACGAAAAACAGAAAAAGGAAAAAGAAUAAUUCAAUUUAGCGUCGAACAGUUUUUUUAGUGUAUAUAAAUAAAUGUCGUAUAAUCUAUAUACCAGCAUUGCAGAUUUAAAAUUGUAGACAGUAUGAUCAGUGUUUGAGUCCUAAUAUUUGCUGCCCAUGCACCGGCCUCAUUUGAAUUUUCUUGUUUUUGUAGUGGAAAUUCAUUGUAACAAGCAGAGUAUUGAAGACCCUUUAUGGAAAUGUUUUUUUUUUUUGAGAGAA
Molecule: messenger RNA, 2066 nt
Organism: Mercurialis annua (annual mercury)
Lineage: Eukaryota; Viridiplantae; Streptophyta; Magnoliopsida; Malpighiales; Euphorbiaceae
Product: BTB/POZ domain-containing protein At2g04740
Exons: 5
Coding region: 27-1778 (583 amino acids)
Cellular component (GO): cytoplasm; ubiquitin ligase complex
Molecular function (GO): protein binding
Source: RefSeq, a predicted model, not a curated record